AUGAAUGCUCAUUCACAAGUAGAACUCAAACUCUCAUGCAGAAAUUUACCAGAUUUGGACUAUUUAUCGAAAAGUGACCCGCAGGUCGUGCUUUUCGUGCUAGAUUCGAAUACAAUGCAAUGGGUUGAUUCGGGGCAAAGGACUGAAGUCGUUAUGAAUAAUCUUAAUCCUAGAUUUGUUAAGAGCUUUGUGUUGGAUUAUUAUUUUGAAAUGUUGCAAAAGUUGAGAUUCAGUGUCGUGGAUGUUGAUAAACACGAUAAUCCGGAUUGGAAAGUACAAGAAUAUGUAGGAUCUUUUGAUACUGAUCUAGGAACCAUUGUCGGCAAAUUGAGAGAUUCAAAACAUCCGAGCAAAAAUCGUGGAUCUAUGGUUAUAUCUGGUGAAGAGGUGUCGAAUACCAAGAAAAUUAUCAUUUUGCAAUUUCAAGCAUACAAUGUUAUCAAAAAGAGUGGUCUUUUCAGACCGAAACUCGGAAUAUUUUUUAUAAUCAGUCGUGCUAAUGAAGAUGGUACUUUUUCCCCCGUUUAUGAGAGCAUCAAAAUAAACUCAUCGAACCCGUUUUGGCCUGGAUUUUCAAUCAAAGAAUCUACAUUGUGUAAUGGUGAUCGAGACAGAGGAUUAGAAAUUCUGAUAAAGCAACAUAAAAAGAAUGGCGGUAUGUCUUGUGUGCUAUCGUCGGUAGAACAUCAAUUAAUAGCCAAGUCAACAAUAACUCUACGUGAACUCUUAUCGCUAGCAACAACCACCAAUAAUAAAACAUUUCAUCUCUCGCGCAUAAACGCAUCCGGGGACAUGAAAGAAAAAUCUUUCAAAGACCAACCGUACAUUCGCGUAAUAGAGUGCUCGGUGCGGGAAGAAGCCAGUUUUUUGGAUUAUAUUAGUAGUGGAACUGAAAUUAAUUUAGUGGUCGGGAUUGAUUUCACGGAGUCGAAUGGGUCACCGAAUGAUGUCAAUUCGUUGCACUAUAUUGGUGGAAAAGACGAUAAUGACUAUCAGAAAGCAAUUAGAAGUGUGGGAACUAUUUUACAAGCUUAUGAUCAUGACAAAAGGUUCCCAGUAUAUGGAUUUGGAGGUAAAUUCAGCGGGGUGCUAUCACAUGCUUAUCCUUUGAAUGGCGAUUAUGAAAAACCAGAAGUUGAAGGCGUCGAAGGUAUUUUAGCAGCAUAUCUACAUACUAUACGCCAUGUGAAAUUGUAUGGUCCAACGAAUUUUGCUCCGAUCAUAAAUCAAACUGCAGCUAAAAUUCGCCAAAAUCUCGAAUCUGGACGAGACAAUGUUUAUUAUAUUUUGCUGAUUAUAACAGAUGGGAUUAUAUUAGAUAUGGAUUCUACCGUGAGAACUAUUAUCAAUGCAAGUUCGCUUCCAUUUUCUAUUGUGAUUGUGGGUGUUGGAAAAGCCGACUUUACUAAGAUGAAUAUUUUAGACGCAGAUCAUCAAGCUUUGCAGGCAAACGGCGUAAAAGCCGAACGAGACAUCGUCCAAUUUGUAGCAAUGCGCGAAUUCGAAUCAUUCGCUUCGCAUCAUCUCCUCCCGAAAGCUGUUCUAGAAGAAAUACCAAAUCAAUUCUUGAGCUACAUGAAAAAACAUGAAAUUUCUCCUCUACCGUUCAAAAGGAUUGAUACUAACACACUUAUUUCAGACGACCCACCACCUGCGUAUCCUGGAAUCGACAUAAAAGAUGGAUCACUUAAUUAA
Molecule: messenger RNA, 1695 nt
Organism: Ambispora leptoticha
Lineage: Eukaryota; Fungi; Glomeromycota; Glomeromycetes; Archaeosporales; Ambisporaceae
Source: the annotation of a GenBank genome assembly